AUGAGUAAAUUAGAUUCAUACAGCAUGAUGAUUGUGUCCAAAUACUUUGUAACACUCGAAGACUUUUGCAACAUCGAAGCAGUAAAUUCAAAGUUCGAUUCUCUUCUUUCCAAAUUUCAUUACAAUCCAAUUUCGAUCACUCGCAACCAACUUCACCUGUUCCCAAAUUUAGAAACACUCCACAUUUACUCUUUUUACAGCGACCAAUUUUCAGACAUCAACUUUUACCGCCGCGUCUAUUGGCGACCAGUUUCGUAUCGAAUUUACCUUCAACCGCACGACAAUGUGAUAUACAAAAACGUUGUGUAUACCCUUGGCGACAUUGAGUUGUACGGCACUGACAUUCCAAAGGUAGUCACAUCACUUGGCGACAACUGUUUUAUUCACAAUUCAAGUAAUCUUUGGUUCAACGCAAACGACAACCAAAACACUCCAGAAACCAUCGAAGUCCCACCCCAAAUCACCGCACUUGGAAAUAGUUGCUAUGCAAACAACAACACCGCAAAAUACAUCUUUGGCAACAAAUUGAUUUCUAUUGGAGAGAUGUGCUUUUACGACAACACCAAUUUGGUUGAAAUUGUAUUACCAGACUCUUUGAGAACUAUUCAAAACAGAGCUUUCAAUCGAUGUAUCAAUUUGAAUAACAUUGCCAUCCCAAGUCGUGUUGAAGUGCUUGGAGAGUGUGUCUUUCUUGGUUGCAGCAAUUUGAGUGUAAUUGAACUUCCAAAGAAUCUCAGAGAAAUCGGGAUGGCGUGCUUCAAAAAUUGCAAAAUUGAGAGAAUAUGUAUCCAAAC
This is a messenger RNA of Entamoeba invadens IP1, 794 nucleotides long. RefSeq names its product leucine rich repeat containing protein BspA family protein. The record is from RefSeq and is a predicted model, not a curated record. Lineage: Eukaryota; Evosea; Mastigamoebida; Endamoebidae. The transcript has a single exon. The annotation marks the transcript as partial.